CAAUCUCACUGCGCCUGUCACCACCAGCGACAUUGACAUCACCAUUCAAGCCGUUCCGCGUAAAUAGCAACCACCAUCAAGUCAGAACCCUCUCAACAACAACCAUCAUCAUGUCCGCCGCCACCCCGCUCAAAAUCGGCUUCGUGCCCGAGCACUUCUCCACCCCCAUCCACUUUGCCCAAAAGCACUAUGGUCUCUCCGCCGAACUCAUCCCCUUCCCCUCCGGCACCGGGCACAUGAUCACCUCUCUGCGCUCGGGCGAGAUCGACGUCGCCGUCGGCCUGACCGAAGGCUGGGUCGCCGGACUCGGCAAGGACCCCUCCACCACCCAGGACGCCUCUUUCGGCACCGACGGCGGCUACCGUCUGGUCGGCACCUACGUCGAGACCCCUCUGUGCUGGGCCAUUUCGACGGGCGCGGACCGUCCCGAGAUCCAGUCGGUCGACUCGCUCAAGGGCGGCAAGAUUGGUGUGUCGAGGAUCGGAUCGGGCAGUUACGUGAUGGGGUACGUGCUGGCUGACCAGCGCGACUGGCUGGUGCCGACGACGGCGGUGGGCACGGACAUGGAGACGGCUUCCCCGUUCAGCGACUUUGUGGUGCUCAACACGUUCAAGAACCUGCGGGACGCGGUCAAUUCCGGGGAGGCGGAUUUCUUCAUGUGGGAGCACUUUACCAGCAAGAAGUACUAUGACUCGGGCGAGAUCAGACGCGUGGGCGAGAUUUACACGCCCUGGAGCAGCUGGAAGAUCGUCGCUUCUACCAAGCUGUUUGACGAGCAAAAGAAGCUAGACGAGCGCGUCGAGGAGGCCAUGGAGAAGAUUAACGAGGGUAUCAAGCACUUUGAGGAGCACCAGGAUGAGGCCGUCAAGUAUAUCAGCACGGAGCUCGAUUACUCGGAGGAGGACGCGCGGGAGUGGUUGAAGACGGUCAAGUUCCCCAAGCAGGUACAGGGUGUUGAUCAGGCGGUGAUUGACAAGACUGUGAACAUUUUGAGGAAGGCGGGUGUGUUGACGGAGGGACGGGGCAUGAAGCCUGAGGAAAUGAUUGCCAAGACGAGGUAAAGGGUGAUGAUAAUGAAUGGACACUCGUUGGUUAGGUGGAUUCGCUUCGUCAGCCAACCGACUUUCCCCGUAAUGAAUGAUUAGGACAUGAUAGACAAAAUGCGAUGCUUUCGGAA
This is a messenger RNA of Neurospora tetrasperma FGSC 2508, 1177 nucleotides long. RefSeq lists its product as uncharacterized. Lineage: Eukaryota; Fungi; Ascomycota; Sordariomycetes; Sordariales; Sordariaceae. The transcript has a single exon. The record is from RefSeq and is a predicted model, not a curated record. Bases 111 to 1061 code for a protein of 316 amino acids.